Amoebophrya sp. A25 is the source of this 3221-nucleotide messenger RNA. NCBI's taxonomy places the organism in Eukaryota, Dinophyceae, Syndiniales, Amoebophryaceae. The record is from the annotation of a GenBank genome assembly.
GCUCAAAAGCUCCUUCGGUCGCCUUUUGGCGAGCGCAAGGAAAGUGUCGUCAAGUUGCCAGCCACGUGCGCCUGUUUUCUGCUCUCCAACCGCCGUUUUUACCUCGUCAUUCGGUUGUGUGGAUCAUCCAUCUCAGUGAUGGAAGGGCAACGUUUUUACACUUCGUCGAGCGUAGAAGAGAGAGAUGACAUGAUGCGUUCUUCUCAUGUCCUCGGAGAAGGGAUUUCCUGUUAGAAAGGCACUGUCUUAGGCCUUAACAGCAAAAGUACGACGAACGAGCAUUUUCCCAAAAACAAAAGGGAGGCACUGGAAGCGCUACAAAUAGAGAAGAAUGGGCAACGAAGAAAGUGUAUGGACCCAGGACCACUGAUCAAUGGUUGAAUCUCCAUUUCUAGUUAGGUCGGCUCCACCCCAGUUAUUGUUUUGUUACUGUUCGUUGUAUUCCUGUGAAAGAGUGGCUGUUAGUUUGAUGAUUACGGCAAUACAUCACUCAAAUUCACAAAUGAAUGUCUCCCCAACUCCUGACUAGAAAAUAUGGCCUUGGCAGGAACAACAAUAAGCGUCGUCGUCUUGCCUUCGCGGCUGGACGCCUCGACCUUCGGCACACUGCAUUCCUCACAUGAACUACCCGGUCAAUAUUCGACACACCGACGAUUCUACCAACAACAGCGGAAUCGCUAUGGUGUGCCUGGUGGUUCUCCAUUCUAUGUGCACCUGUUGAAAACGCAGGAGAGUCAACCGCAUGUUCCCCUGCAUGGUGGAGUAUGGGCAGCGCAGAGACUACAAAUAUAUGGCUGCGUUUCAUCUUCUACUACGUCUUCGACGCAGACCGUGAUAGAAGAUACGGCUUCACGACGUUGGCUUAGAGCAGGACUGUUGGCAAGAAGAGCUGCUCAAGCAGGCGUGAGACAUAGACGGGAAUCACGCGUAGUGCGAUGCGAUGCGGGAAGAUCAUAUGGUGCAUCAAACAUAGCAGCGCCUUGUUCCCCUUCCCGCGAGGUUGAGCCUAUUGGAAAUGGCUACGUCGUUGUCCGUGAGGAUUCCGAUGAUCGCGUGGUGUAUACCUAUCAACCUGAUGAAGAGAGUGAUGCGACUGCGAAUGAACACAAGGCACAGGAGAAUGAACACAAGGCACAGGAGCAUGAACACAAGGCACAGGAGAAUGAACACAAGGCACAGGAGGAGGGAGAGGAACCGUCAUCAGUCAGAUCAACACCUGCAACUUCCAUUCAGCAAGAUAAUGACGACUACGAGCAGGCACAACAACAAUCUUUACAGUGGCGUCGCAGACUCGCAACCCUUCGCUCAUUUGGGAUGUGGCUCUUUUGCCUAGGUGCUUGGCUUACGGCUUCUAUAGUGCCAGUUUACUUCCUGUCGCUUUGCCUGCGUGGAAGUUGGCAAACGCUUCGAUCCGUUACUGCCGGUUCGAGCAUCACUCAUCUAGACUCUGCUUCGUGGCUAGCAACGCAUGGACUGCUAGACAUCGCAAUAUGGGGAGUCAGCAGUUUGUUUAGGAGCAGCACCGCUGGUUGCUCGGAUUCCUCAUCCUCAUCACCUUCUCCACCUGCUUUCGAUAGAGGACACUUGAUAUCGAGUUUUUGGACCCAACUAGUCUGUGGAGCGGGUCUCUAUUUCCAAUCUAUUUUCGCUUUGGAUCGGGUCGCGGGCAAAGAGGCACUUUUGCUUCCACCAUGGGCACGUCGUGAACUUGCUGGCAGUUUGAUGUCUUGGUUCCCUAAAGUGGAGGUUGUGGUUUACAAGCACAAAGGAGGUACUGGAGAAGGUAUAGAGCUUGACAAGAGCAAAGUGAUGAUGAUGGUUCAUCCACAUGGAAUACUUAACGUGGGAGGCUUCCUGUUGUGGUCGCAUCUAUACCUGAAACAACAGACGGCGGUUCGGGAUUCAUCUUAAGGCAGAUGUCGUAGUCCAAGAUCCUUUAUUCGCUUGAUAACACCCCUCAGGGCAGACAGAUAAAGAAUUCGCAUGAAGUCCUCUUCUAACUACCAAGGCGUCUUAUCGAUGAAACUGAAAGAGUAAUAGCUCUCGGUUCUUCAUCUCCCUUCGCAACGUCUCUCGUGGCGCCAUUUUUAACGUCGAUUGGUGGUCUACCUAUGCAUGGUCUCACUCGUAUGGUCGGUCUAGAAAUGGCGCCAGCUCGGCGCAGUUUCUUCCGAAGACGUUAUGGGCGCAAGUCUCGAACAACUGCUUCGGGAAGUAAAAAGGAUGGUAAGCUCAAGAGACUAGAUAGCGUGAAGAAGAUCAAAGGUGAGGACAAGGAGGUUGAUAGUAGUACAAGUAGUAAAGGUCAUUCUUGUUCUGAUAGGACGAUAGGCCCAGUCGGCAUCGUCCCAGGAGGUUUCCCAGAAAUCGGACUUGGAGAAGGUGAGGUGUAUCUCAAAAACCGGAAAGGAGUUAUCAAGCAAGCGCUGAAGUAUGGUCUUGCGCUGGUGCCAAUCUAUUGUGACGGCGAGGUGGAAAAGUGCUAUUCACAAGCGAACGUUUUGCCGAAGAGUGUGGCUAGUUAUGGAGACAAGGCUUUGCUGAAAUCUUAUCAUCAACUCUUCGUUUGCAAAGACUUUCCUGAAAUCUCAUCGUCAUAACUCUUCGUUCGCAAAGAGUAGAUUCAUCACCUAAAAACUCUACAGAAUGUAAGUCCGAACUACUUAUGUAGUACCCUAAACCCUAACCCAUGUCCCACUCCAAUCUCUUCUUUCAUACUCCAUGGCUGAAUCGCAUGGAUGUGCCUACGACGUUGUUCUGGUCCAGUUAUUUUCCGGCACCUAAUCCCGUGUCCGGUCUGAGAGUCCUCAUCGGCGCACCUCUACAAUUACCACAGAUGGAUAACCCAACUCGGCAAGAGAUAGACUUGUGGCACGCGAACUACGUGGAGGCACUGCAAGGAUUAGUUGAGAAAGAAACGGGGAAAAGGUUGAAGAUUUUGUGAGACUCCUGUUUAAUAAUCUUCUCAUGUCGUAAUUGAUUCUCAGGGUUUGAAUUAGAAAGACCGCUAUUCCUUGAGUCCAUACACGGUGCUUAUUACUUUCUUCUGCUUUUCUCAGUAACGCGAUACUGGCUGUGCUGGAGCCCUGUCUCUAUGUGUAAAAAAGAACAUGAAUACGAAAAACAGGCAGUGCAAUUCACGAGGGAAAUGGCCCUCACAAAGCUUGAUGAAGGCUGUUGUUCCCAACAGAUUUUGGAUACGUCCUCGGACCCAAUGCACC